Messenger RNA from Oncorhynchus tshawytscha (Chinook salmon), 3023 nucleotides. RefSeq names its product core-binding factor subunit beta (gene cbfb). The record is from RefSeq and is a predicted model, not a curated record. Gene Ontology annotation, cellular component: core-binding factor complex; nucleus. Gene Ontology annotation, biological process: regulation of transcription by RNA polymerase II. Gene Ontology annotation, molecular function: sequence-specific DNA binding; transcription coactivator activity. The transcript has 8 exons. Lineage: Eukaryota; Metazoa; Chordata; Actinopteri; Salmoniformes; Salmonidae. The coding region runs from base 265 to 789 and encodes 174 amino acids.
UUUGGGUGUACAGUCAUAAGUCGGACUCCGAGGAGCCAGGAAGUAACUCAGAACCAUGCAGCGCGACUGAUAAAGUCGAGAGAGCGGGCGUUUGUUGUCAGUGGACAGGGAUCAUACGCUUCAGGGUGAAAGGGAAUUAUAGCCAAUUGCGAAAUUGAGCCUAAUCCAUUGCAGUGGCAGAGACUGACCGCUCAGUAGUUCCGACUUGAGAGCAGGGAGAGAUCACCACCCUGCUUACAAUAAGUUUAUCAGCAAAGCUUCAAGAUGCCUCGGGUGGUCCCGGAUCAAAGGAGCAAGUUUGAAAACGAAGAGUUCUUCAGGAAACUCAGUCGGGAGUGCGAGAUAAAAUACACAGGGUUCCGAGACAGACCGCACGAGGAGAGGCAAGCCAGGUUUCACACCGCUUGUAGGGACGGUCGUUCAGAAAUAGCUUUUGUGGCGACGGGCACCAACCUCUCGCUGCAGUUCUUCCCAGCCAACUUGCACGGGGAGCAGAGGCAGACGCCCACACGAGAGUAUGUGGACUUUGAUCGGGAGACGGGAAAGGUGUACCUGAAGGCCCCUAUGAUCCUGAAUGGAGUGUGUGUGAUCUGGAAGGGCUGGAUAGACAUGCUGCGCCUGGAUGGGAUGGGAUGUCUGGAGUUCGAUGAGGAGAGAGCACAGCAUGAGGAUGCCCUGGCGCAGGCAGCCUUUGAGGAUGCACGUAGGAGGACUCGGGACUUUGAGGACAGGGACCGCUCGCACAGGGAGGACCUGGAGGACCCUGUGGCAUCAAAAAUCUGGGACUGAUGGCAUUCAAGGACUAGGGCCAGGAAAUCCUACCAGGGUAUAAGCUGGAAGACAGACCCCCCACACACACUCUCCCCCCAGUGCCUAAUGGAGAACAGACCUCCUCACACACACACCACCCACCCUCACCCUGCUGCCGGAGGAGUCCGCUGCAAGGCCUGCUGGGACAUAUCUGCCACAGCUUGGCAGCACAUGAUUCUGAAGAGAGGGAGAGAGAGGGAGGGAGGGGGAGAGCAUCUGAAGGAGUGCUUUCAUGUUCACGUCUAGUAUUUCCUCCCUCAGUAACAUACCCUCAAGCUCCCUCAGGAAGAAUGGACUCCUUUCUUCUGAAAAUCAAUAAGCCAUGGAGGUAUUAUUGGUCAAAGAAAAAGGAAAAUGGAUGUCUCUGACAUGGAGCCUGGAGGAGAUAGUCUCAAACAGGAUUGUGUGGAAGGUGUGCAUGUAGUCAAUGUAUGACACAUCUUCCAACUAAACCCUUUCCAUGCCUUUCAUUCUCAAAUACUGACUGUGGUGGAAAAAUGAAACCCCAUAAUCAUUUUCUUCACGUUUUUUUCCAUCCAAGUUAUGUUGAAAUAGCAGAAAGUCGUCUCCUGAACUGCUCUGAUUCAGAAUUUUCUGAUUGGACUGUAGCAUUUAGCAAAUUCUCAAAUUGUUGAAUCCCCCUGCUCUGGAGUCCUCUCAAGGAGGGAGGAGGCUGAUAUUGUUGUUUUUAUUUUAGAUAAAAGAUAAUAUUUGCAAUUGGACAGCACAGGACCCUGUUUUUAUGUGAUGUGGGCGCCUGGCUCUAGAGGACAUUCAACCAUUACAUUUCUGUGGUCUGAACUUGUGAUCCUGUACUCAGUCCACCAUAACUCAAUAAAGGCCAGCAGCACAAUGACAGUAUGCCAUAAAGUGGGAGCUAGGAGGCCUCUAAAGGGUUUAGAAACCUGUCAUUUAGUUCCAGAAUCACAGCUCUUUUCUAGCAAGGUUGUCAGUGUCAGCUUUGGGUAUGUGUGUCUAAGUAAAGCAUAUAUGGGUAAUUCCCAUGUUGUGUGGCCUUUGCGUGUUUUGUUCAUGUUCUUUGUUCAGGUUUUGUGUUUUUCUUGGUGUCUGUGGAUGUGUGUAGGAGCGAUACAGGACAGGACAGUGAUGGCCAUCUAGAUGAUUGAGGAAGAUGAGAUGGAUGAAGAAUAAAUAGUACAUUUUUUAUCAGCCUGGAGCCCCAUUCUGCAGGUGGAAUUAGAGGAUUAAUACUCUCCCUCCCCCUGUAAUUACGGUAGCACUCCACUCAGGGUUGAGGCUUACUGUAAUGUGUAUCAUCAAAAUCAUAUUCCUUUGUCUGUAGUUACACUUUAUACAGUAUAUUAUUAUGUAUUGAGUCCAUGUUUCAGAUCAUUGUAAAAAGUGUGUGUGACCCUUCCUGAUUGAUUGAUUUUUUCGUUUUGGAGGGUGGUCCACUUCACGUUACAUUGUGUGUGGUAUGAGAAAGGCUUUUUUCAUCGCCCAACUGUAACUGGUGUGUUUUGGCUGAAAGGGGGAACCUUUACAUAGACGUUCUUUCCUCUGACUCAAGGACACUUCAAAUAUUUAUUUUCCUUCAUUUUUUAACUAAGGGAGCAGCGCACAUGUGUAUGCGUGUGCGUGCGUGCAUGUGUGUGGUUGUUUUCAAAAUCACUCUCCAACAACCUAGUAACACUGUGAUCGGCCAGUUGAUAAAAUGUCCUAAAUUGACAAUAUUGCAGUAAUAAAUAACUACGGUAUAAUAUAUAUUAUUAAUUGUUUUGAAGACACUAUUUCCGUUAAUGAUUCUGAAGAGGAAGAAUGGAUGAGCGUUAGUGUCUCAUUUAGGAUUAGAGUAGUAGACUAAACCAGACCAGGUUUAAAAGAAGCUAUUAUGGUGAGUCAUUUGGAUGACGACUACAUGCCAUUUCAGCUCAGAGACCUUUACCAGCGUCUGCUUUCUCCCUCUGUCUGUCUGCCUGUCUGUCUGUCUUACAUAUAUCUAUGUUGGGAGAGAUUUAGAAGUAGACGCAUAAACAUAUGUAUCUGUGACAGGCAGACAAGUCAUUUUUUAUUUUUAAAGCGUGUAAUGUUGAUGACUCCCCCCCCUUAGCCUCAGCUGGAAACUCUCUGGUGCCCUCUGCUGAAUGUACUGCACUCAUUGAUGCCCCAUCUGAGGCUACUUUCAACACAUUACACACACACACACACUCAUUAUGGUAUUUUUGGCUGUAUUAAAUAUGUUCCCCCCUCCG